AUGUCUAAUACUAUAAGAAUUUCUGCUGAAGAUGCUGCGGCUAUAGAUGAGUAUGUUCUUUAUCAACGAAUUGUCGGAGAUGAUGACAACGGGCAUCCAUUUACACCGGCUCAAUUUGAGGCUUAUAAGCAACGUGUCUUUCCUAUGAGGUUGAAAAAUAGGGUUUAUAUUUGUUGGACUAAUCCUAGGGGGUUGGACUGCAUGCUAAUUGGGCCAGAGUCUCAAUGUUUUUGCACGCAUAGAUAUCGUCAACACAAAACUGACUUCCCCUUCAUUCCACCCGAAAGACCGAUCCCUCAACCUUGUUCAAAAUGUAGUUGUCAAACCUUUCAUUACAUGCCAAGGAUCAUCGGCGGGUCACCUAGAUGCCACUGCAAACAUGAGGCAACUGAACACAAAGUCAUCAAACCGUAUUUGUGUACCCGAUCAAAUUGCCAAUGCACAGGAUUCAAAACCAGUGCCACGUGUGAUUGUGGAUUUUCUGCUCAUGAACAUACUACUAUGUCAGAAACAGCUGAGGAAAGGAGAGCUCGAGGUCGACCCAUUGGUCAGCCCUGUAUAUUUCAAGCAAUGGGAGGUCUGACGGGAUUCAGUUCACUUUUGCCAGGAAUGGCUCGAAUGGAUUCUAGUGGUGCAGGCGGUACUCUUUCAGAGGAGGAGUUGAAUGCUCCCAUCAGUGCAAAUGACCAUCCAUUUUUACGCGCUCAUGCUGGCCUUAUUGAGGCGUUUGAAAGAUCACAGAGGAAAACCGAAGGUUAG
Messenger RNA from Rodentolepis nana, 759 nucleotides. The record is from the annotation of a GenBank genome assembly. Lineage: Eukaryota; Metazoa; Platyhelminthes; Cestoda; Cyclophyllidea; Hymenolepididae.